GUGCCUCAGGACUUUCCCAAACCUCACCAUUCCCCCUGUUCAUAUUUCCUUACACUCUUUGUUGCUGAAACCUCCCUCCAGUUUCCCACAAUUGUCGUCUAUUUAUUGGCCUCAGAUUGCUUUUGCUCCCUGUGCUGGGUUGCUAUUAGAGCAAAAAACUUUUGAUUCCAAGGACAGCUUUUGUAUGCCAAACUGUGUGCCAAAUUGGGAGAGGAGGAUGCACACAGCAACAUCUUACUCUGUUUAGUGCUCUGAACUUGCAUGUUCAAUCUGCAUGUUUUAUUAAACAAAAAUACAAAGAUAAAGAAUAUUUGUGACAUAAUUUCAAUUAUAGGAAUUACUCUCCAUCCCAUACUUUUUAUAGGUCCUUGAAGUACCAUUUUGAAGAUUAAUGUGCAUUAGGAAAUCUGCUUUUAAGAAUAGAUAAGUACAUACAGAAUUUCAGGCUUCAUUACAGUUUUGAAUGAUGUUCACUGAUGAUAAAAUGUGUGUUUUAACAGUAAAACAUAGAAGCAAUUUCAUUGUACACUCUUCUUUGCUACUGCUGUAGCUAACUGUUAACUCGCAAACCACAUAGUUUCAGCUCCUUUUUUGGUGUUCACUCAGUGGGAAUUGAAAGCAUGCCAUGUUCCUCAAUUCUGCUGUUCUGUGACCCUGUGCUGGUUGUACUAACUGGCUUGGCGGAUUAAGUAUCCUUGCAAGAUAAUUGGCUGUAGGGGAGGGCUUUAUACUAGUGUACAUCUAUGUUGGGUUUAAUGUUUUAGAGUUGUUAUGGACAGUGCAGUAUCUUGAGGCUUGCUACACUGUAGUCUUGUACAAGAACGUUCUGUGUUCCACGUCAACAUGGAAAGAAAAGUUCUCAACAAAGAGCUGCUACCUGGUCAUGAUGAAGAAGCUGUUGUGGAUACAGGUAAAAUUAGCUCUACAAUCACCACAAACUUUGAGAAAGAAGAGCUUGAAAGUCACAGAGCUGUGUAUAUUGGUGUGCACGUUCCCUUUGGGAAACAAGGUCGACGACGUCAUAAACAUCGUGGACAUAAACAUCAUAGAAGAAGAAGAGAAAAGGAAACUGAUAGAGAAGAUGGUCGAGAUUCUCCCUCUUACGACACACCAUCUCAGAGGGUACAGUUUAUUCUGGGUACUGAAGAUGAUGAUGAAGAACACAUUCCUCAUGAUUUGUUCACUGAAAUGGAUGAACUUUGUUUUAGAGAAGGAGAAGAAUAUGAAUGGAAAGAAACUGCCAGAUGGCUGAAAUUUGAAGAAGACGUUGAAGAUGGUGGUGAACGAUGGAGUAAACCUUACGUGGCUACCCUGUCUCUCCACAGUUUGUUUGAAUUGAGGAGCUGUAUUUUGAAUGGAACAGUCAUGCUGGAUAUGAGAGCAAAUUCACUGGAUGAAAUAGCAGAUAUGGUAUUGGAUAACAUGAUCACUUCUGGUCAUUUGGAUGAAUCUAUGAGAGAGAAUGUCAGAGAGGCACUUUUGAAAAGGCACCAUCAUCAGAAUGAAAAAAAAUUCAGUAAUCGGAUUCCCCUUGUUCGAUCUUUUGCAGAUAUAGGCAAGAAACAUUCUGACCCUCUGUUGCUUGACAGAAAUGGGGAGGGCCUUUCAGCCUCCCGCCACUCUUUGCGAGCAGGUCUCUCUGCUUCACAUAGUUCCCUGAGAGGAGAGAAUCGUUUGUCCCUUCUUCUCAAUUAUCUUCUUCCUGGAUCUCCAGCGGCCUCAAGGAGAACAACCCCUUUACCUACCCCUCAAAGCACCCCACCCUCCAGUCCUAGAUGCGAUCAUGAGGCAACCACAAAUGUGCAGCCACCUGAGCUUCAGGGUGCCGGACUUCUAGUAUCUCCUUGUAAUUAUGAUAUACCUAAAGUAAUAAUCCAUCCACCUGAGGAGGAUUUAGAAGCUCAGGAAAAUGUGGAGAAGACUACAGAGGAUAAUAAUGACAUAACAUCAGGGCUCCUAGCAUCACCACAGUCUGCACCUGGUAAUUUGGAUACUGGAAAAAGUGGAGAAGUUAAAAGUAGUGGAACAGGAGGAAGUAGAGAAAACAGCACUGUUGAUUUUAGCAAGGACUCUGCCUCCUGGCACUGUAGUUGUGGCACACUUGGUGUGGGACUCAAGAGGCCAGCUGUAGAUAUGAACUUUAUGCGGAAGAUUCCUAUAGGGGCUGAAGCAUCAAAUGUGUUGGUGGGAGAAGUGGAUUUUUUGGAGAGACCAAUUAUUGCUUUUAUCAGGCUGUCCCCUGCUGUACUUCUCACAGGUCUCACAGAGGUUCCUGUUCCUACACGAUUCCUUUUUUUGUUGUUGGGUCCAGCAGGCAAAGCACCUCAGUACCAUGAAAUUGGACGAUCAAUAGCAACACUUAUGACUGAUGAUGUAUUCCAUGAUGUUGCUUAUAAAGCCAAAGACCGAAAUGAUCUGUUAUCUGGCGUAGAUGAAUUUUUAGAUCAAGUGACUGUUCUGCCUCCAGGAGAGUGGGAUCCAUCUAUACGAAUUGAGCCACCUAAAAGUGUUCCUUCUCAGGAGAAAAGAAAGAUUCCUAAAUUUCCAAAUGGAGCUCCUUCUCCUGGAGAGUCUCUUAAAGAAGAAGGUCAUCAUGCUGGACCUGAACUACAGAGGACUGGAAGGCUAUUUGGUGGUUUGAUACUUGACAUCAAAAGGAAAGCACCUUUUUUCUUGAGUGACAUCAAGGAUGCAUUUAAUCUGCAGUGCCUGGCCUCGAUUCUUUUCCUAUACUGUGCCUGUAUGUCUCCUGUAAUCACUUUUGGAGGGCUCCUUGGAGAAGCUACAGAAGGCAGAAUAAGUGCAAUAGAGUCUUUAUUUGGAGCAUCAUUAACUGGGAUUGCCUAUUCUGUUUUUGCUGGGCAACCUCUAACAAUAUUGGGAAGCACUGGACCAGUCCUAGUAUUUGAAAAAAUAUUAUUUAAAUUCUGCAAGGAUUAUGGGCUUUCUUAUCUCUCAUUACGAACCAGCAUUGGCCUGUGGACAUCAUUUUUAUGCAUAUUGUUAGUAGCAACCGAUGCUAGCAGCCUGGUGUGUUACAUCACUCGAUUUACUGAGGAGGCUUUUGCUGCUCUUAUUUGCAUAAUAUUUAUAUACGAAGCGCUGGAAAAGCUUUUUCACUUGGGAGAAGUAUACCCUUUCAACAUGCACAAUGACCUCAAUAAACUGACAAUGUAUUCAUGUGUUUGUGCAGAGCCUCCAAAUCCCAGCAAUGAGACAGUGAUGGAAUGGAAGAAGGCUAACAAAUCUAUAGAGUCUAUAGAAUGGGCUAACCUCACAGUUAAGGGGUGUAAUGAUCUUCAUGGAAUAUUUGUUGGAUCAGCAUGUGGUCACCAUGGUCCAUAUUAUCCAGAUGUUCUUUUUUGGUCUGUCAUUUUAUUUUUUACAACAUUUUUCCUCUCCUCUUUCCUCAAGCAAUUUAAGACCAAACGCUAUUUUCCAACUAAGGUGCGUUCUACAAUAAGUGACUUUGCUGUAUUUUUAACAAUCGUGAUCAUGGUUAUCAUAGAUUAUCUUGUAGGAGUUCCUUCUCCUAAACUUCAUGUGCCUGAAAAAUUUGAGCCCACACGAAAAGACCGGGGGUGGCUUAUAGAUCCUCUAGGUUCUAAUCCUUGGUGGACCCUUCUGAUAGCUGCAGUUCCUGCUUUACUCUGUACCAUUCUCAUUUUUAUGGACCAGCAAAUUACAGCAGUUAUCAUAAACAGAAAAGAGCAUAAACUCAAGAAAGGUUGUGGUUAUCAUCUUGAUCUGCUCAUGGUUGGUGUUAUGCUUGGUAUAUGCUCUAUCAUGGGCUUGCCUUGGUUUGUGGCUGCAACUGUUCUUUCGAUAAGUCACGUGAACAGCUUAAAAGUCGAAUCUGAGUGUUCUGCUCCAGGAGAACAGCCAAAGUUCUUGGGAAUUCGUGAACAGAGAGUGACUGGAUUAAUGAUUUUUGUUCUGAUGGGUAUGUCUGUUUUCAUGACCUCUGUAUUAAAGUUUAUUCCAAUGCCAGUUUUGUAUGGUGUCUUUCUUUAUAUGGGAGCAUCCUCACUAAAAGGCAUCCAGUUUUUUGACCGUAUCAAAUUGUUUGGAAUGCCUGCCAAACAUCAGCCAGACUUGAUCUAUCUGCGUUAUGUACCACUCUGGAAGGUCCACAUAUUUACAGUUGUUCAGCUGACCUGCCUUGUCCUUCUGUGGGCAAUUAAAGCAUCUGCUGCUGCUGUUGUUUUUCCCAUGAUGGUUUUAGCUCUUGUUUUCAUUCGCAAACUUAUGGAUUUGUGUUUCACCAAACGGGAGCUCAGUUGGCUUGAUGAUCUUAUGCCUGAAAGUAAGAAGAAGAAGGAAGAUGACAAAAAGAAAAAAGCAAAGGAGGAAGCAGAACGAAUGUUUCAAACCGUGGACAGUGAAAUUGUACACCUUCCAUUUGAAAGAGGCGAUGUAUUACAGAUUCCUGUGAAAGCUCUAAAAUACAGUGUUGAUCCUUCUGUUGUAAACAUAUCAGAUGAAAUGGCCAAAACUGCACAGUGGAAGGCUCUUUCCAUGAACACAGAGAAUGCCAAAGUAGCAAGAUCUAACUUGAGCUCUGAAAAAGAAGAGGCUGUGAAAAUAGAAAUUGAAAAGCCACCAGAAACGAAGUAUGUAGAUGCGGAAACCUCAUUAUAGAAGCAAACAAGGGAUAUAUAUCAUUUUAUAGGAUAUACUGUAAGAAGGUGACUUCUAAGCUUCUCUUGAGUACUGAAACUGAACUUUAGCUCAUGUAGAUGAAGCAACAAAUGUUUCAGGUAAUAAGUGGCAAUCACUUGGGAAGUAUUUAUUUUAAUGGAAUGGUUGUUUCCUUUUUAAUAGAAAAAUUAAAAUUGCUUUUAGUUACCAGUACAUGUCAAAUCACCUUUAAUUGUAAAUUAUUGAUCUCCAUAUGUAUACAUUUUGAGUAUGUAGCUGGUUUUUUUUUAAAACAAUAUAAUUUAUUGCAGUAUGUAUAACCUCGUUUCAGGCAGUUACUGUUUGGGUUUUUGCAAAAUGUUAUGUGUCUCCAUUUCCAUGGAACAAACAUCCAAAUGUGCCAUUUUGUGAAUGACUGCAUUUUUAAAAUCUUUUUCUCACUUCAUAAUGUUAUUUUUAUGUGGGAUAUAUUUUAAAUUUGUAGGUAUCCAUUUCUGAAAUCCGAAAUUCGCUCAGUGUUUCAUUGUCGCUUUAAAAGAGUGUAAUUUUCAGUAUUAAUUUCUAGUCUGUUGCCUAAUAGUCCUCAUUCAGUAAUAUGUCAUCAGGAUUUCCUCUUCAUACUGCAUAUUUGUAGAUAGAUUAUACUGUGUCCAGUGUGAUAAAUUACGAAAGGUCACUAAUUCUGGGGUAUGGAUUGGGACACAAAUGUACCUGUUUUCUAAAUUGUAAACAUGGUUCUAUUUUUAGUUACAUCUCCACAUCUUGAUUGUACUCUGGGUUCUCUUGCAUAUUUUAUUUAGAGUAUGAAAUUAGGCCAAGUAUUUUUUGGAUGUAGUAUAAGAUCCUAAGCUCUAGCUUGUGUGGUCCAAGAUUCCUUCCUUAGUAAGGGAGGUACUUUAAUGUCAAAUGCUGUACAUCAGUGGUUCGCAGCCUGUUAGUCCCCAGAUGUUUUGGCCUUCAACUCCCAGAAAACCUAACAGCUGGCAAACUGGCUGGGAUUUCUGGAUGUUGUAGGUCAAAACACCUGGGGACCCACAGGUUGAGAACCACUGUACAUAGUAACUUAGAUUAUUUAAAUACUUUAUACUGACAGUUAAUCCAUAAGGCAUAUAAUUGAAUAUCAGUCCUAAUGCUACCAUGUUUGGAACUAACAUUUAUUUGUAAGUUGCAGUGACUGGAACUUGCAGAGUAAACAUAAAUGGAAACAAAUUUCAUUGAAGAAAACAGAAUGAAUUCUGUUUAAAAUCCUACAGUUAUGCCAUGUAUACCAGGCAUGUGCAAACUUUGGCCCUCCAGAUGUUUUGAAUGUCCAGCUUCCACAGUUCCUAACAGUCUACCGGCGGUUAGGAAUUGUGGGAGUUGAAGCCCAAAAUACCUGGAGGGUCAAAGUUUGCACAUGCCUGAUGUAUAUACAGUCCUUCUUUGAUGUUGGAAAUCUGCAUUUGAAGAGAUCCCCAAUAUUGAAGUUGGUGAAGCCUUCCUUGGGCCGAAGCUCUGUGCCUGUCAUAGAAUCCCAUACACACUAAGGAAGGCUAUUAAUAAUAUUAAUAAUUGGAGCUGAAUUGUGAUACCUUUUUUGUUAAUCUGGGAAUGUAAGAAUUUUAUGUGAAGUUGUAUAUAUUGGAUAUUAAACAUUUUUUUUCAUUCUGUGCAUAAAAAUACCAUGAAAAGUAAAAUAUAACCAUCGCUAGUUACAUCCACCAUGUCCUUAUAGUUGUAUUCUCACUGUUCGUUUCUCCUUGAAUACUUCAAAAAUACAAGCUUCUUUUCUUGUAAAUCUAUUUUCAUUCACUUUCCCCUAUGAAACAUCUAUUUUGUUAAUUUUUAAUAACCCACAUUUCAUCACCUGCUAAGUAAUUAAAUAGACUUUACUGACUUUCAUUAAUGGGUUAUCAUGAGAAUGCCAACCAAUGUACAUAGUAACCCUUGUUUAUUUGGGCACAAAUGAUAGAAUAACUAGUGCUAAGUGAACCAUUGCUGGUGCUGGAGGAAAAGGUGUGACAAAUUUUCGCUUAAUUACUUGGACUUCAUGAUCUGAUUCCACAUUGAACUUGGGCUGAAGGAACUGGAUAAAGUACUCUCUGUGUGAAGCGUGUGUUUCCAUUUACAUCAGUAAGUUCUAAAUAAAUAUAGAAUAACUUGUACUUCUUCAGAAUGAUGCACACUAGCAUCAAACAAUAUAUAAAGGGCAUAUUAAAAUGGGAGGGAUCACCUAUUUUCAAAACAUAUUACUUUAUUAUCUUACUCAAGUCAAUUUGCUGGGUGCAUCAGGAUUUCAUCCAUCCAGUUUUAUCCACUAAACUCCCCAUAUAUUGCAAUGGCAGAGUGAAGUAAUGGUGCAUUUAUCUCACUGAAGUUAACAAUAACUUUUAAACUUUUAAUUGUGGCUGAAUAGUAUCAAUACGCCAACUUGAACUUGAAUCAUUUUGCCUAAAGAUGAUGUCUAUAAUACCUGCUAUCACUUGGAACAGCAAUAGCCAAGGAAGUAGUUCACUGGCAGAAAUUACUAGCUGCCACCACUGUCAGAGAUGCUGAGAUUUGGAACUUAUUUUUAGUGACAGCCAAGGCAAAGUGAUAGUGGAGGAGGGUCUACACUGUUUAAACAUCAGACUACUUAUUAGGAGCCACCAAUGUGCAUGGACCACCUCUCAAUAUUUUCCAGUAUGUUUCCACCUCAACCUGGUGAUUUCCAGGAAUUUGGUUAGUUCUACCAUGGAACCACUUCACCAAUUGCUGUUGAGGAAGAAAUCUAUUAGUAUAAAACUGCAGCAUAAAGAACUUUUAACAACAACAAAAGUCAAAAUGCCAACGCUCCCUGAAAUUCCAACAGAAAAAAUACUUCUCUCUCUUCUUUCGGCAAUCUCCUGGAAUCUCACAGUGUUUCACUAGGAUUAUGAAAAGUGUGUAUCAUUUAUGUUGUCUCUGUUGCUUGGCUAAUGGUUAGCAAUAUGGUUUUAAAAUUGUAGGUACUUCAACUGCAACUGGCCAUAAACACAUUUUAAAAAAGAUUUGCAGUGUAAAAGCAAAUUCUUCAACAUACCAAAAGCAAGUGUAAAUUUGAACUAAAAAAGUGAGAACAUAAAAUGUUUAUACAGUACCACCUCUGUAUCCGUGGAUGAUACAUUUGCUAUUUACCAGUGUGAGACCAUUUAUAAUAGCAAAUUGUAUUGGAAUGGACUUCUAGCCCAAAAAUAUCAUGGAGUCACACUGGAGGACCUUGAAAAUGCCCAAGGACAUCUUUUGGUAAUUGUGAAUACUGGCACUAUGGAUAUUGUUCCCACGGAUACAGGGGCUGUACUAUACACACAUUUUGAAAUAGAACUUACAAUUUUAUUGAAUAGUGAGUAUGAUUUUCAUUGUCAAAAUUGGUGCUUAGUGAGCUCACAAAAGUGUUUAAAUCAGGAGUCUUAUGUAGCUGGUUGGGUAAUCAUGUUAGACCGAAAGUUGGUUUAUGGUCACCAUCAACAUUUCAUUGUAGUUAGCAUUAAUGUGAAAUUCUGGGAGCAGUAGAGCUGUUAUUUUCUUUCCUAGGUGUUUGAUAGUUUCUUCUGUUUCUUUCUUCAAGAAAUAUGCACUUUGUUUAUUUGAAAAUCAUGAUCAUCUGUCACCCAUCCUCAUCUUAUAAAUGUAUGGCCUGUUUUUUGCGGUAACGUUUCAAAAUUUUUGACCUGAUAUAGCCAAGAGAGAAUCACAAUAUCUAGUAUCUGUGACUUUUAUGGAGUUGUUUAUACCUGUCUUGUUUUACUUGAAGAUUUCUGUAUUCAAAGCUGCGCAUAGUAAUUUGCAAAGACCCAAACAGAUUGCCUUGAACUGUAACCCUUUGUUUUCAGAGUACAGACUUCCAUAAUGCUGAACAGUUCAUUCAUACUUUUCAGUGCCAAAGGGGUUCACAAUUUGUUUAAUUUAAACGAAGAUCUGAAAUUUAUUUAGAACCACAAUAUUUAUUUGUUUUAAUUAUGUAAAAAUAUUUCCAGUGCCAGAAAUAUCCUGACUCAUAUUGUAGUUAACAGUAACUACUCCGAUGCUGGUUAUUAGUGUCUUGUUACACAUUUUAAUCUCUUUGAUUGUCAAUAAAUUCUGGUGACGUGCUGAACACCCUAGUGGUAACUUAGGUUUAAAGUAGUCUACUGCUUUUUUAUUUUAUCUAAAUAUUAUUUCCUAAUCUCUAAUUAAAAGCUAUAGUAUUAAAGUAAAAUAGUGAAGGAAAUAGGUUCUACUGUACAUGUAUACAAAUGUUGCCUUAAAAGGUGUAAAUGAAUAAAUUUACUGUGCACUGAUUCACCUUGUGGUGAAACCUAAUUUAUAGCCAGUAUGUUUGCAUUAAACUAGUGGAAUAAAUAGCUGAGCACUUUUUAGAUGCCUUGAUUGCCUCCUGGGUAAUAAACUAGGGUGCUUCUGGACAGAGGGCUCCUCAUGUUGCUAAUCAAAAGGCAUUGUGCCGCUGUUCGAUGUCUUCAUCCUCCAAUUUUUUUGUUUGUGGAAGAAAGAAAUUGGGAAGGGCAAAUAGACAAGAAGACAUAUGCUAGAAUCCUCUUGGUGACAUAUCCAAAUGUAUACCUGUGUAUACAUAUAUUUUAACAUUGUGGAAGAAAGGUAUCCUCAGUGCUCCCUGCCCUGGCCAUUAAACAGCAGGUGUUGUACUCGGAAAUUAAAGUAUAUCCUCUGGCCACUGACCGUCCACAGGGAUUCAGCCGGGCAUUUUUCAGCUGCCCUUGCACAUCUAGGAUGUUCCUCAAGACAUAGGCUGCUCUUUCAUCCUUCUAAGCACCCUCCCAUUAGCAGAUUAGUGGCUAAGAGAAUGGAGAUGGUCAUGAAAGGGAGCUCUUUUGGCAUAUCUAGGAAGAAGUGGGAAAGAGGAGCAACAUCCACCCCACAUAACAGCAUGCAUAUGCUGGCAAAAAAUGUUGUUUUGCCAACAUACUGGAUCUCAGCCAUUGAUUUCUAGAUCUCUCUGCAAGUCUGUGUUUGAGUGAAUGCACAAAUAAAAGCCUUAUCUGAGAGCAUUCCUAGUUAACUGUUCAAGUAGCCGUACUUUCCCUCCAAGAAAAUAUGCUUUUUCUGAUUUUUUUAAAAAAAAUAUUUAAACUGUUUUACAAGAAGGAUUUUAAUAUGAUGUAGGCAUCGUCUGUAAUUUUUUAUUAUCACAUUUAGAAUAUAAAACAUGCUUUUUGAUGUAGGAACCCGAAGAACUCUGCUAUAGAUAUGCACAAACUGCUCACAACCCUGUUCUUACAGUAUUCCAUAUGGCAAACUAUGUAAGGCACGUUAUUCCAGAUUAUUGAGAGAAUCAACAAAAACUGUACAAAGUAGUGUGCAAAGCAUGUCAAUCACAUAGCACCCAAAAGAAAAUUGUAUUUCCCCCUUUUAUUUCAAAUGCAUUGAUCCAUAUGUACAAUAGUCUUAUAAAAUGUGCCCUUUGUAAAGGUAAGUUACAAGUGUAAAAUAUCAUGCAUAGAUAUAAUGCAUUAUAAAAAUGCACUGGUCUGCAUUGUUUAAAAUGGUUUGUAUUAUACAUAUGUUUUGUAAAUGGAUUGUCUUGAAGUCACCAGUUUGUUUGUUGAAUAUUAGUGUAACAUACUGAAUGUAUUUUGCUUUUGUUAAGUUUGGUCAGUAAUUUAAUGUUUUUAGAAUUAGGUAAUGGCAUAGGUGCAAUCUAUUACCUAAUACAGUACAAAUAUUGUGAAUAAACAUUUAAUUUAGUGAAUAGAUAGACACAUAGUUGUGUCACUAUAUACUUGUACUCUGAAUAUAUAAUAUGUGUCUUGUAAUUUUACUAUUUGGAUUUUUUAUUUUAUAACUUUUGAGUAAACUAGUCAAUUAUAGGAAAUGAUCACAAUUGGUGUAAAAAUAGUUUUUCAUAUUUAGUACAUAUUGUCACUAUUUGGCAGUCUUGGAGUAACUUAUUGAAUAGCCACGUUUUUAUAAUGGAAUUUAUUACCAAGGAGACAACUCCUUUAAUAUUUUGUUCCCAAUGUUUUAUUUUGUAAGUAUGUCUUCCAGGGUUCAGGACAUCCAGCUGAACAAAAAUCUGUACCUUGAUUUGAGGUGUAACUCUACACUUUAUUCCAAUUUUUAUGACAAUUUUCUAAUUAUGCAUAAGAUUUCAUUUUAUAAUAAAAAUCUAGAGCAAGUUAAUACUGCUUCAGAUGUGGAUACAAUAUUUUAUUUUAUAUGGUGACAAAUGUUUCUCUAAUAUGUAACAUUAAAAUUCAGCCUUUAUAAUUUGUUUAAUGACAGUUGCAAAAACUAUUUUUUGUAAUGUAUUAAAAUGUUGACAAAAAAGCAAUAAAAUACACUGACUUGGAA
Molecule: messenger RNA, 10947 nt
Organism: Anolis carolinensis (green anole)
Lineage: Eukaryota; Metazoa; Chordata; Lepidosauria; Squamata; Anolidae
Gene: slc4a7
Product: solute carrier family 4 member 7
Exons: 27
Coding region: 844-4641 (1265 amino acids)
Biological process (GO): bicarbonate transport; monoatomic anion transport; transmembrane transport
Cellular component (GO): basolateral plasma membrane; apical plasma membrane; plasma membrane
Molecular function (GO): sodium:bicarbonate symporter activity; monoatomic anion transmembrane transporter activity; solute:inorganic anion antiporter activity
Source: RefSeq, a predicted model, not a curated record